Pogonomyrmex barbatus (red harvester ant) is the source of this 1771-nucleotide messenger RNA. RefSeq names its product neuronal PAS domain protein dysfusion (gene dysf). The record is from RefSeq and is a predicted model, not a curated record. NCBI's taxonomy places the organism in Eukaryota, Metazoa, Arthropoda, Insecta, Hymenoptera, Formicidae. Gene Ontology annotation, biological process: regulation of transcription by RNA polymerase II. Gene Ontology annotation, molecular function: RNA polymerase II transcription regulatory region sequence-specific DNA binding; DNA-binding transcription factor activity, RNA polymerase II-specific; protein dimerization activity.
UGUUUAUAUUAUUUUAUAAUUUUUGUAAUUGGCACGGCCGACAUUUUCGUCUGUCGUUUCGUUAGUCGAAUAAAUCCAAAUAGUUGGCGGUCGAAUUACAUAAUAAUUCCCGAAAAUUUCUCAAGCCAAGCUGAACGAUAGUCGCGCGCAGAAACCAUAUGCAGGAAAGAGAGACGGUGCAACCAGUAGCAAAGGUGGUGGCGAUGAUGGUGGCGGUGGUAGAGGUACCAGGACUCCGCGCUCUCGAUCGUGACCUGAGAGCGAGCGAGUAAAUGCAGCGAGCAAAUGCAAAAGCGAGACCGAGGGAUUAACCAGCAUAGAGGAGGAGGAGGAGGAGCAGGAGGAGGAGGAAAGACCUCGGUACUACGAGAAGCAAAGGCGAGAGGAGGAUGGAGAAGCGAGCAAAGACGAAGUAGUAGGUGGACGAAGAGGAGGUGAUGGCGGUGAAGGAGGAGGAGGAGGAGAAAAAGAAGAAGGAGGAGAAGGAGGUGGCGGCGACGUUGGUGGUGGUAGGAGAACCAGCCUCCGCCAGUCCAUCCACGUGUUCAGUGUAGUUGCGCGUUAUGACCCGGAUGUUAGAUCGUAGCCGCAGUUUCGCGAGAACCUGCCGACCCGGAUGUCCUCCCGCUCGUUGUCCACCAGUGAUCGACCACUGAUGUCUUCCUGGCCACCGAAAUAUGUUCAAUCGGAUAGAUGCGAGCAAGUCUACGAAAGGCGCCAGCAAACUUCGAAGGGACCUGAUAAACGCCGAAAUCGCGAAUCUACGUGACUUACUGCCGUUACCGCCCUCGACACGCCAGAGGCUUUCCCAGCUGCAGCUUAUGGCCUUGGUCUGUGUGUUCCUGCGAAAAGCCAACUACUUUCAGCAAGGUAUAGUAAACGGGCGAGCUUGCCCUUUAGAGCCUCUUAAAGCUUGCAUAUUUAGAUCUUGAAGCUUGCUUCUUUAGACCUUCCUUUCUUUUUACGCAAGUAAGUCUCUCGAAAAGUUGUAAAUAGAUCGAUUUCCUUUGCUAUAAUUUCUAUAUAAAAAAAAUUAUUGCUGAAAGAUUUAAUUCACAGCGUUGGAAGCAACGUGUGAUAUUUACCGUCGAGAUUUUUCUAAACUUCCAAGUUGCAAUGCGAAACGUUGAAAUAUUAAUAUUCAAUUAUUGAAUAUGCAAAAGAUAUUUUGCAAUGCGCAUACGUAUUAUAAAAAAAUUAUUGGAGUCAAUGAGAAACUAUCGCAGAUCAAUGCAUAAUCAACAAAAUUGAAUAAAAUAUUGACGUGAACGUAUAUUUUUUUUGAUGAUUCCAAGAUAACUAUUCCUUAUUAUCGAGAAUUGUUUGGUUACUUUGAAAGUUCGGUUUGCUCGCGUUUGGUGUUGAGAGAACCGCGAUAUGAUACGCGCAUCGCGUUACACAGGCUCACAAUUUGUUAGUCUAUAAAACAAGAAACGGUGAUAAAGCAAGUCCAUUGGGAUAUCGCGAUUACUAUAUCUUUACAGUAAUUCGCAUCCAUCGCGGUCGAGACUUCAAUGCCGGCAAGCGCUCGUGCCGUGCAAUUCCCCGCGUCUCUACUCUGAUAUUUCAGCGAGCGCAUUGGUACUCGCGAUCAUUAUGUACUGUGCUAUAUAUAAUGAUCGCGAUACGUUGUACAGACCAUCAAACAUGCCGAAUUAGCAGAGAUUGUUGUCUAAGAGUCAUUAAUAAAUUGCCACAAUAGUAAAAAUAAUAAAAAUAAAAGUCUUUAAGUCCGAGCGAUAAUCGAUUAAACCAAAUACAAAUAACGACA